Messenger RNA from Oreochromis aureus, 1349 nucleotides. It is a transcript of the gene tomt, whose product is annotated as transmembrane O-methyltransferase. The record is from RefSeq and is a predicted model, not a curated record. The coding region runs from base 127 to 906 and encodes 259 amino acids. Gene Ontology annotation, biological process: catecholamine catabolic process; dopamine metabolic process; developmental process. The transcript is spliced from 5 exons. Gene Ontology annotation, molecular function: catechol O-methyltransferase activity. Lineage: Eukaryota; Metazoa; Chordata; Actinopteri; Cichliformes; Cichlidae.
UAUUCAUAGCCUUGUGUCUCUGAGCUUCUCUUAAACACACGCUCUUCUCCCUGUGUCUCUGCACCUCCCUCAGCUCAAGUGCCACCUUUCAAAGUCUACUCUGCUUUUUAUUAAACAGAUGCUAGGAUGGUGUCUCCUGCUAUUGCUCUGGCCUUCCUUCCACUCCUGCUGACGCUGAUUAUCAGGUACCGUUACUUCUUUGUGCUGUUCUAUCGGGCAGUCCUCAUCAGGAUGUGGAAGGACUGCGUUACUGGUCUGAGCCGAGAGGAGCGUGCCUUUCAGUACGUCCUCACUCAUGCCACCCCCGGAGACCCUGACAGCAUCCUGGACACCUUUGAUGUCUGGUGCAGCAAGGUGGAGUUCAUCAGCAACAUUGGACCUAAAAAAGGGAAGAUCCUGGACCGGCUGCUGAUGGAGCACAGCCCUCUGACAGUGCUGGAGCUGGGUGCCCACUGUGGAUACAGCACUGUGCGGAUUGCCCGUUCUCUGCCUCUGGGCGCCAGGCUCUACAGCAUCGAGAUGGACCAGAGGAAUGCCGCUAUCGCUGAGAAAGUCAUCCGCCUGGCAGGGUUUGAUGAUGACACGGUGGAGCUCAUUGUCAAUCCAUCUGAUGAAGUGAUCCCUCAGCUGCGCUCUGACUACAAUUUGGAAAGACUGGAUUUUGUCUUCAUGGACCACUGGAAGAAAUGCUACCUCCCUGACCUGCAAAUGCUCGAGGGCUCUGGUCUGCUGGGAAAAGGAUCUAUUAUCCUGGCAGAUAAUGUGCUGUUUCCUGGUGCUCCAAAGUUCCUUAGAUAUAUUCGCAAGAGUGGCCUGUAUGAAUGGAGGAUCCACCGGGCCACGCUAGAGUAUAGUAAGGGCAUCAGGGAUGGGAUGGCUGAGCUGGUGUACCAGGGAAUCAAGUAGAUCAUGACAUCAUGAUAAGAUUUCAUAUUGUUACUCAAACACACACUUCAGAAACAGAAAUGUCCAAAUUCUUAGGGAAAGUUGUGAUGAUUCUCUUCUGUAUUACUUCAUCUAAAGGGGUAUCGUUUCAAUUUCUAGUCUGUGUAAUACAGCUCAACCUGUGAAGAAAUACAUUGCAAAAUAACUCACUAGUGCAUUCUGGGUAAAGGAGCUUGACCUAGUGCCCUACCGAUUUCACAAGAGAUCAGUUACUGCAACAUUUACCCACAAAAACAAAAAAAAGCUAAAUUAAAUCUUAAAACAAAAGGCUGACACUUUCUAUAUAUAGAAAUAUAAACAAUCUCCAGUUUAGGUGUCUUAUAAGCUCCAAUCACCUUUUAUUCUACUGGGACUUUGUUGUGACUUCUCAGCAUCUCAUGUCUUCUUUUUGUUUAAAGACUCAA